This is a messenger RNA of Dunckerocampus dactyliophorus (ringed pipefish), 1486 nucleotides long. RefSeq names its product eukaryotic translation initiation factor 1A X-linked b (gene eif1axb). Lineage: Eukaryota; Metazoa; Chordata; Actinopteri; Syngnathiformes; Syngnathidae. The transcript has 7 exons. The record is from RefSeq and is a predicted model, not a curated record. Gene Ontology annotation, molecular function: translation initiation factor activity; RNA binding. Gene Ontology annotation, cellular component: cytoplasm. The coding region runs from base 152 to 586 and encodes 144 amino acids. Gene Ontology annotation, biological process: translational initiation.
UGUGAGCAUCAGCGGUACCAGUGGCUGCUAGCUAGCUUGUCGCCUCGUUCGGUCCACUUGAGCGCUUACGCUUUCGUGACACUUGUAAACAAGUCAGGCGUUCAUCUUUUUUCCAACGACCGAGAUUAAUUUGACGGAGGUGUGAGGGAAUAUGCCCAAGAAUAAAGGUAAGGGAGGAAAGAAUCGGCGGCGUGGAAAGAACGAAAAUGAGUCUGAGAAGAGAGAGCUGGUGUUCAAAGAGGAUGGACAGGAAUAUGCUCAGGUGAUUAAAAUGUUGGGGAACGGCCGUCUGGAGGCCAUGUGCUUUGACGGCGCCAAGCGGCUCUGCCAUAUCAGAGGAAAACUCCGGAAAAAGGUUUGGAUCAACUCGUCAGACAUCAUCCUGGUGGGGCUGAGAGAAUACCAGGACAACAAGGCCGACGUCAUCCUCAAGUACAACGCAGAUGAGGCUCGCAGUCUCAAAGCUUAUGGCGAGCUGCCAGAGCACGCCAAAAUCAACGAGACAGAAAACUUCGGUCCCGGAGACGACGACGACAUCCAGUUUGAUGACAUUGGCGAUGAUGAUGAGGACAUUGAUGAGAUUUAAAGACCUGCCACCAGGGGGCGACAGUGGCAUUUUACUAGAGACGCUCCAGUUGGGAUUUUCUGAACCCAUACAGCACCGCUAACUAUUUCUUAAGAUCAUGCCGAGCCUGUACGGUGUGUUAAUUUUCAGUAGACAUUUCCAUCAGUAGACAUGUUUGUUGUUUCAGAGGGACUUAUGAGUGCUUUGAAUAUGUUAGAAUGAAUAAACAUGAAUGGUGCUUGAGGUAAACGUUCAUGACCAUAGAGCUGGGAUGAGGACUCAAACUAUGUUCAUCACCAGCAUCUUGGAGGAUUUAAAAAAAAAAAUUGUUCCCACCCAACAGAAAGCAAAUUUGUGUUCAGCCAUUAUCUUCUUUGUUCCUUGUCUGCUCCCUUUGGAGGAGGCCAGCAUGUGACUGCAACACAUCACACACAAUGUCUUUUAGAAAAAAUAAAGUAUUUAUAUUAAUUUCACAGCAUGUGGAAUUUAAGGAGAUACAAACAAUUUACAAUUUUGUUUUUCUUCAUUCUUUAUUUUUGCAUCUGCAUCCUCGUUAGAUAUCUGCUGUUUGUUCAGUGUGGCAAAAAGCCAUCCACUAGUUUCAAGAGAACAAUCAAAAAUGUGUUUUGUUUUGUUUUUUUAAUUGCGCCCCUUCUUUUUGUCCACACUGUGUGUGUUAUUGCUGCUCGGCUGCCACAAGCAGCAGUUGGUUCAGGAAACGUGGAAAUCCUCACAUCACCCAAUUACCCUCACGUUAUCUGUACAAAAAAUAAAUCAUAUUUGAACUAUUUUCCUUUGUGUGGCUACUGUUGCUGCACCUCAUUUUUAAAACCGCUGCUCUCUCUUGGUGGCCUGUUGCUGUGAUGUACAGCAGUGUAACUGGUGUGGCGGCCUGGUGUCUAAUAAAGAUCUUAACUCUAA